UCCUGUUUGGGACCGUCUGCCCGUGGGCCUGGGUUCAUAUUUGUCCAUUCGUUUCGUGUUGCAUCAAACCGCCUCGCCUCGCUCACCUGCUGCUACUGCUGCUGCGGUUGCCUUUUUCCACUCUUUUUACCUUUUCCCUCUUCCUUUCUUUUCCUCUUCAAACAAUUUCGUCUUCUUUUUUUCUCUUCAUCUUUGUUUUUCUUGUUGUUCUCUUCUUCGCCCUCCUUUCGACCACUACUACUACACUACUAUUACAACGACACAUCCGACACUCCUUUGUUACGACAUCCGAAUUGCACACCCACAGCUCGCUCGAGCCGAUUUUACUAUAUUCUAUACACAUCAUGGCUUCCCCAAGUCUGUCCAGCAGGGACAACAUCCUCUCCCCGGAAAUGGUGGACACCAUGAUUGCCAACGGCGACACCAUCAUCAUCUUGGAAGACCACAUUCUCAAGCUCAACUCGUGGCUGCACAAGCACCCCGGAGGCCGCUUGGCCAUUCUUCACAUGGUGGGCAGAGAUGCUACCGAAGAAAUAUCAGUGUACCAUUCGGCUGCCACCCUGCGCACAAUGAAGGCUUUCCGGAUAGGCCGGAAGCCAACGGGUCCAUGGCCCAACCGCACGCCGCCAAUCAGAGGAGGCGUCUUUCAUGCAAGCAAGACACCUGCUGAAGAUGCCCAACAGCCUCUACUAAACUCCGAAGCUAUCAAUGACGCCGAAGAAGCUGAAACUGCUGCCGCCACUGCCGCCGCUGUGACGACUACACCUGCUCCCGCCUCACCAGCAGCCCUUCCCAGUAUCAUCUGCACCGAUAUUGAUGAAGCUUGGUCGUCUUCGCUCGCUCCCCCUUCGCCCAGUGACACCACGGCCAGCAGCACCUUUUCUCGCCGGCUGAGAAACAACAGCGGAAGCUACUCUGCGUCUGAAGUCGCCACCGAGACUUCGUCUCUUGACGGCGAUGAUGCUUCCUCCAAGCCCCUCACAAAGGCCGAGGCCUUGACCCAUCCCGACAAGUGGACGGCAUGGGCCAUGCUUCAAGAAGAAGAAAAGGACACCCGCGAUUACCCUUCUGUCGAUCCCGCCGUCCAGCUAGCCAUUACCGAAAAGUACAAGAAGCUCCACGAGACGGUCCGCGAGCUGGGCCUCUACCAGUGCCGCUACAUUGAGUACGGCAAGGAGAUGACACGCUAUGUAACGCUCUUUUGCCUCUUUCUCUACACGCUUCACUUGGGCUGGUACAUCCCGUCGGGCGUCUUUCUUGGUUUGUUCUGGCAGCAAAUCAUGUUUACCGCCCACGAUGCCGGCCACACGUCCAUCACGUCCAUCUUUGAGAUUGACACGCUCAUUGCCAUCUUCAUUGCCGACUUUUGCUGUGGCCUCUCCAUGGGCUGGUGGAAGAGCAGCCACAAUGUCCACCACCUCGUCACCAACCAUCCCGAGCACGACCCCGAUAUUCAAAACGUCCCUCUCUUUGCCACCUGCCCCUCCUUCUUCAAGUCUAUUACUUCAUCGUACUAUGACGGCUUUGUCUUUGUCUGGGACGCCGCCGCCGACUUUCUUGUGCCCUACCAAAAGUAUACAUACUACCCCAUCAUGGCCCUCGCCCGAUUUAAUCUUUACUUUUUGUCGUGGAACCAUGUUAUUUCUAAGCGAAGUGGUGCCCUGGCUGCCACCAAGGCCUGGUGGAUUCGCCCGACGGAGAUUGCCUUUAUGGCCUGCUACUGGUUCCUCUUUGGCUACCUGCUUGUCUGGCGCUCGAUUCCUACAUGGACCUGGCGAGUCGUCUUUGUCUUGACGUCGCACCUUGCCACGAUGCCUCUGCACGUCCAGAUUACGCUUUCUCACUGGGGCAUGUCGACGGCCAACAUUGGCGAGACCGAGUCGUUUCCUCAGCGUCAGCUGCGCACCACCAUGGAUGUGGACUGCCCCGAGUGGCUCGAUUUCAUUCAUGGCGGCCUUCAGUUCCAGGCCAUUCACCACUUGUUCCCUCGUGUGCCUCGCCACAACCUGCGCCGCGUGCAGAAGCUGGUCAAGGAGUUUUGUGCCGAGACGGGCAUCCCGUACUCGACGCUCAGCUUUGUCGAGGGCAACAAGAAGGUCAUUGGCCGCCUCCACGACAUUGGCGAGCAGGUCAAGGUGCUCAUUAGCUGCCAACAGUACAUGGCUGCGACGGGCGAGAGUGGCCUCCACUAGUUUCUUUUUUACGACACUUAAUAAUCUCUGGCUCUGCGGUUUUCAUACAUGGAUUUAGCCAACAGCAUGCAUUGUUUCAUAGAUCAGGCUGCCUCUUUUUUAUUGUUAUUCUUUUCUUCUAUUGUUACCUUGUUUUCUUUGUCCCCAUGACCAAUUGUAGAGAUCCUCAACCUUUUUGCCUUAAGUAUAGUCAUACGUGUUUACCC
Messenger RNA from [Torrubiella] hemipterigena, 2398 nucleotides. The record is from the annotation of a GenBank genome assembly. NCBI's taxonomy places the organism in Eukaryota, Fungi, Ascomycota, Sordariomycetes, Hypocreales, Clavicipitaceae.